AUGUUAUCAAGAGUUGGUUUACCUACUAAGACGUAUGCUCGUCUACUUAGUACGUCUGCUCGUGAAAUUGCAUUUGCUUUCGAUAUAGAUGGUGUACUAUUGAGAGGAACAAAACCCAUUUCUAAAGCUGGCGAUGCUUUAAGAUUACUAAACAAGAACAAAAUUCCAUAUAUCUUGUUAACUAAUGGAGGUGGUGUCUUAGAAUCACAAAGAGUUGAUUUUAUCUCAAAGGCUCUCGACGUUGAGAUUUCUCCGUUACAGAUAGUACAGAGUCAUACACCAUAUAAGACAUUAGUGAACAAAUACGAGAAAAUUCUGGCGGUAGGUACAUAUUCAGUAAAGGAUGUAGCUAAAAAGUACGGAUUCAAGAACGUCGUACAUCCAAUUGAUAUUAUUAAAUACAAUAGAAGUAUUACACCAUUUUCUGGGGUGACUUCUGCUGAAUUAGAUCAAUUUUCUAACGAAAUUAAGGAUUUGACGACCAAACCAUUUGAUGCAGUAUUAGUAUUCAAUGACCCACAUGAUUGGGCUGCUGAUCUUCAAAUUAUCUCGGACGUAAUUAAUAGUGAUAGGGGCAUAUUAAACACUUUAAGAACUGAAAAGGAAUGGCAACCAUCUGUGCCAAUAUAUUUCUCAAAUAAUGAUCUUCUAUGGGCCAACCAAUAUAACUUAAAUAGAUUUGGUCAAGGUGCUUUCAGAUAUUUGGUUAGAACUUUAUAUACUCAAAUGAAUAAUGGUUUGCCUUUGAGGGAUUUUAUUAUUGGUAAACCAACAAGUAUCACAUACGAUUUUGCACAUACUGUCUUAAUUGACUGGAGAAAAAAAUUAUUGAAUGGUGAAACUAAUUCAACAGUACAAGUUUUGCCAAAUCUUGGAUAUAAACCCGAAGAGUCACCAUUCUCGAAGGUAUUUAUGGUAGGUGACAACCCAGCUAGUGAUAUCAUUGGUGCAGAAAAGAACGGUUGGGAAAGUUGUUUAGUGAAGACUGGUGUUUAUCGUGAUGGGGAUGUUUUGGAUAAAUGCACACCAACAAUGAUUGUAGACGACGUUUAUACUGCAGUAACUAAAGUGUUAAAUGAAAAUUAA
Messenger RNA from Maudiozyma saulgeensis, 1086 nucleotides. NCBI's taxonomy places the organism in Eukaryota, Fungi, Ascomycota, Saccharomycetes, Saccharomycetales, Saccharomycetaceae. The record is from the annotation of a GenBank genome assembly.